CCGAAGUCUCAAGCCCCGCCUCUCCUUGUCCCCCUGUGGGCCAAACCUUUUUCUUUCACCUGCCUGUCAAUCCGAGCCGCGCUCUCUCGCGCGCCCCGGGGAAUUGGGAGAGUUGUGAGGAGUCGUCAAGGUGCUGCUGCCGCCGCCGCCGUUGGGUUUCCCCUCCCCGUCCCAACGGUUUCUCCACGGGCUACACAUGGCAACAGAUGUCUUCAAUUCCAAAGGUUUGGCCAUCCAGGCCCAGAAGAAAAUCCUUGGCAAAAUGGCAUCUAAAUCCAUAGCAAAUGCUUUGAUAGAUGACACUAGCAGUGAUGUGUUGGAUGAACUUUACAGAGUGACAAGGCAAUACACACAAAGCAAAAAGGAAGCGGAGAAGAUCAUUAAAAAUCUCAUUAAGACUGUAAUCAAGUUAGCAAUCCUCUACCGGAAUAACCAGUUUAAUGAAGAAGAGAUCAUCCUUAUGGAGAAAUUCAAGAAGAAAGUUCACCAGUUGGCCAAAACUGUGGUGAGCUUCCAUCAAGUGGAUUAUACCUUUGACAGAAAGUUUUUGUCAAAACUCUUGAAUGAAUGCAGAGACCUGCUUCAUGAAAUCAUUCAGCGUCACCUAACUGCGAAAUCUCAUGGACGAGUCAACCACGUGUUUGAUCACUUCUCAGAUUGUGAAUUUUUGGCUGCCUUGUACAAUCCAUUUGGAUCUUACAAGUCUCACCUUCAGAGACUCUGUGAUGGUGUCAACAAAAUGUUAGAUGAAGGGAAUAUAUAAGUUACUGCAUCAGUGGUGUAUAUUCAUUGGCUGAGGACUACUGAUGGUCUGGAUUCAAUGAAGGAGGGCUAGAAAAACUGUGUGUGGUAAUGGCAAAAUUGAAUACCAAAACAAAUGCUAAAUAUUUAGAAAUUUCUUCAUCAAAUUGACCCAUUUAUUUGGAGUCAUCUAUUGCUAUUCUUUCUUUUUUGCAGUACUUUGCUUUAAAACGUGGAGCAAUAAAGCCAUGAAACGGGAUUACUCGUGAAACAAAGCUUUUGUAAAAUAGACAGGAAAAGUGUACAGCAAGAUAAUCAGAAUCAAAAUGCAUAUUUCUACAUGUAGAAGAGUAUUUAUAAUCCUACAAAGGAUCGAUAUUUUUUUAUAUACACAAAUCAUGACUAUGGCACAUAUAUGAUAACUGGAGUUAGAUUUAAUAGAACCUAUGCUACUUAAUCUAGAUCCAUAUAUGCUAUACAUAAAUGCUUAGGUCACAUGGUCUUAGUUAUACUGUUAAAAUAGUUCUGCUUCGUAGGGCUGGUUCUCAUAUAAGACAGUAAGAGACCACACAAUUGCCUUUGAAAUGUGCAGGGCUGCCGCCAGAUGCAUCUGGAAAUAUUUCAUUGGCAUAAACUGACAUCUGUACAUGGCAGUCCCUGUUCCCAUAACGAUAGUAGUAGUUCAUCAAGCUGUUGUCCUGUGGUUAUUGCAUCUGCAUAUGCUUCACAUGUAUUGGCAUGGUUUCACAUAACAUACUUCCAUGGAAGACCAGUACAUACCACCUCUAAACCUUGUGGCAUGUACUCUCGAGGGAAUUCACAAAGGCUGUUUCCAUAUGACCCUACCCUUAAUCAUAUCAUUUAAGGCUUUGGAUUGUUAAUCUAUAGUACCAUAAUUUUGUGUGCUUUAUCAGCUGAAUGGUCUGGAUUUGAUUGAUGUAUUGCUAUUCUUAGUUGGCUACAGUAAUAAAGUGUGGCCAGGAAAACUAUACAUUAGUAGUGUGUGGUUAAAUGAAGCACCCAUAUACAUUUUGCCAUUCUGCUAACAAUACCCUCACACAAACCAAAAAUUAGCUUAAUCCAAAAUUACUGUCAUCGCUAAGGGGCUUGCUUUUAAAUAGAAAUUGUCCUAAAUAUUCCAAUCCCACAGUGGGCACAUGGAGUUCAGUUUGCAUAUGCCUUUUCUUAUUUCUGUAGAAGAAUGUACUUCCAGAUCAAGUUCCUCAAUAAAAUGAGGCACCCUGCAUGCACAAGUCAACAUUUUGUGUAUGUGAGCACAUGAGAAUCUAUAGCGUGGGGUGACAAAAUACAGUAACUAUUUUAUAUAUAUAUAUAAAUGGGUGGUAUUGUGAAUCUGCAAACCAUAAGUACCAGCACCAAAUUCUGAACAAUAUUGUGUACAUUGCCUCUGAAACAGAAGUCACUGUGUAGAACCUAGAAUAAAUGUAUAGCAAAUAUGGUGAAAUGCAUCUUAUAACUGCAGCAGCUUGUAUAAGAUUUCUUUAAAAUACAAUAUUGAGGUGAAAAUAGGACUAUCCAAAGGAAUUUGCUGAAAAUGUAAUGUUUUUGUAUGUCACACAGGUCUUUGCUGAUUGCCAAGUUUUAAAAAGAAUUGUUACUAAAAGAAUAUAUUCAUUAUAAAUGCUGUGCCUGAUUUUCUAUGGCAUAACGAAUCAGAAAAUGGAUAUGCACUACUUAAUUAAAUCCAAGCCAUGUUUUGUUCCUUCUUGACAAGUCUCUAAUAAUUUUUGUACAUGCCAUUUCUAUUAUGGGUAGUUGCUUUCCCUAAGGUAUUGCAAAAUAUAUGUUUUAUUGCUGCGGGAAGAAACUUGAUUUCCCUUAAGUUUUACCACUCAUUAGCAGAGUUUGAGAUCAUUCUAUUAAGACUUAUUUAGCUGCCCUUAACACCACUACAUUUAGAUUGAGAUGGGUAUAAUUCAAAGCAUGGAGAAUGCCUAAGAAAAAAUAUACACUGGUACCUCUGGAUGCAAACGGGAUCCAUUCCGGAGCCCCGUUCGCAUCCUGAAGCAAACGCAACCCGCGUCUGCGCAUGCGCAGCUCGCAAUUUGCCACUUCCGUGCAUGCGCGUGACGUCAUUUUGAGCGUCUGCGGAUGCAGCAAAACCCAAAAGUAACACGUUCUGUUACUUCCGGGUCGCCGCGGAGCACAACCCAAAAACGCUCAACCUGAAGUGUAUUCGACCCGAGGUAUGACUGUACUAGAAAUUUGAGUGCUAUCAAACCCUGGAUAAUGUAUAAUACUUCUGUUAUAUAGGUGGCACAUAAUAUUCUAAGGCUGCAAUCCUGUACAUACCUUAACUGGGGGUGACCCAUUGAACUCAGUGGGACUUAUUUUUGAGCAAACAUGUUUCUGAAUGUGUUAUAAUUGCAUUUUAGCUGGCAAAAUGUCAUAUUGGAAUAUCAGAAGUGGUACAGAGUGGCUAUACAAAGCAUCAUCUAGUGGAAAAAGAAAUCUAUGGAAUAAAUUACUGAACAUUUCUA
Molecule: messenger RNA, 3242 nt
Organism: Podarcis raffonei (Aeolian wall lizard)
Lineage: Eukaryota; Metazoa; Chordata; Lepidosauria; Squamata; Lacertidae
Gene: TNFAIP8
Product: TNF alpha induced protein 8
Exons: 2
Coding region: 197-763 (188 amino acids)
Biological process (GO): regulation of apoptotic process
Cellular component (GO): cytoplasm
Molecular function (GO): cysteine-type endopeptidase inhibitor activity involved in apoptotic process
Source: RefSeq, a predicted model, not a curated record